This is a messenger RNA of Saprolegnia diclina VS20, 1018 nucleotides long. RefSeq lists its product as hypothetical. The coding region runs from base 18 to 878 and encodes 286 amino acids. NCBI's taxonomy places the organism in Eukaryota, Oomycota, Saprolegniomycetes, Saprolegniales, Saprolegniaceae. Gene Ontology annotation, molecular function: ubiquitin binding; phosphatidylinositol binding. The transcript has 3 exons. Gene Ontology annotation, biological process: protein transport to vacuole involved in ubiquitin-dependent protein catabolic process via the multivesicular body sorting pathway. The record is from RefSeq and is a predicted model, not a curated record.
AUCGGUAAUUUUAGAACAUGGACGACCGACCGAGCGACGACGUCUGCGCGCUUCUGAGCAUGGUCUGCGCCGGCGAUGCGACCAACCCAGACUGGGGGGUCAUCCUCGAGCUUUGCGAUGUAGUGGGCGCCAACGCUACCGACGCCGAGGCAACGAGCCGAGCGAUCCAGCGCCUCCUCAGCCGCCGCGAGAGCGAAGACCAAGUUUCUUUGGCGCUGGUCACGACAGAGACGAUCAUGAAGAACUGCCCGUCAUUCGUUGAGCUUGUGGCGAGCCGACUUUUUCUCCAAGAAAUUGUCGCCCUCGUGGACGGCGACGGUCGCUAUCCCGACGCGAGUGCUCGAGCGCUACGCAUGCUGCAAGAAUGGUCGACCGAGUAUCCGUCGCAACCUAUGUUCCGUGAUACGUUUGUGCAGCUCCAGCUGCAGAGUGCGUCGGCCAGCAGCACUGACCAUGACGAGACGGUAUCUGCUAAGCCAUCGCUCGCGCACGAGUUUGACAAGCUGCGCCAAGACCUCGUCGUGGUAGAGGACAAAAUCAAGACGUACGUCAAUCUUGUGGCGCUUGGCAACUGUGAAGACGCCGACGAUGUUUUGGACUUCCUGCAGCAAUGCCAGCCGCGCAUGAAUACGCUCAUUGAGGCCGGCCUUGCGGGCAAGCUCGACGAGGCAACGCUGGAAACGUGCCUCACGGUUAACGACCGGUUGAUCAAGGUGCUUGAGGGAAAUGUAAGCGCUGACAACGAUAGCGAGCCAAAGGCACCGGCCUUGUACAGUCUCAACGACACAAACCCCGAUUACGUCUCGGGUCCGUUUUCGACGAUCGCUCUUUCAGAGCCACCACCUGCGCCCCACCGCUACCACCCGGACAUGGUCUAGGUCUAUGACUCAAUGACGAUCUUCGCACUUCUCGAGGAAACAGACCAUUUGUAUGCGUUGCAUAAGAUAAUGGUCCAAGAGUUGCUUGCGGUAUACAUGGUGCGUUGUAGUUAAUACGGCGAAAAGGGGUUACUGGGGAG